GAUCCGACCGGUUAGUUGCUAUUUAGAACGCUAGAAGUGCGGACAGGGAGUGAACAAAAUAGAAUCAAUAUGGUCGUAAUAUAUCUACUGAUCGGUGCAGUCACAUUGCUAUAUGUCUACCUCAAGUGGACAUUUAGCUACUGGGAUCGAAAGGGUUUUCCCUCGACGGGAGUGAGCAUUCCUUUCGGUGCCAUGGAGUCCGUGGCGAAGGGAAGAAGGUCCUUCGGAAUGGCCAUCUACGAUAUGUAUCAGUCGACAAAGGAACCGGUGAUUGGAAUGUAUCUCACUCUGAGACCUGCUCUUCUCAUCCGAGAUGCUCAGCUGGCUCACGAUAUGUUGGUCAAGGACUUUGCCAGUUUCCAUGAUCGCGGGGUUUAUGUGGAUGAGAAGAACGAUCCCAUGUCCGCGAGUUUGUUCCAAAUGGAGGGAGCCAGUUGGAGGGCCCUACGAAACAAGCUGACACCCUCGUUUACCUCUGGAAAACUCAAGGCUAUGUUCGAGACCUCCGAUUCCGUUGGUGAUAAGUUAAUAGCCAGCAUGAAGGCACAACUGCCUGAAUCGGGCAGCAAGGAGCUGGAACUCAAGAAGCUAAUGGCAACCUAUGCCAUCGAUAUUAUUGCCACGACUAUUUUUGGCCUUGAUAUUGACAGCUUUGCAGAUCCCAACAAUGAAUUCCAGGCCAUAAGCAAAAAGGUGAAUCGUAAAAAUUUUGAAGAUAUUGUUCGUGGAGCUGCUGGUUUCCUCUAUCCCGGUCUGGAAAAGUUCUUUGUGCAAAUCGGCUGGAAACAGGAGGCCACAGAAAGGAUGCGCGAAUUGUCCCACAGAACCGUUGACCUCAGAGAGCAAAACAAUAUCGUGCGUAAGGAUUUGCUGCAACUCCUUCUGCAACUGCGAAAUCAGGGAAAGGUCAACACCGAUGAUACUGUUUGGUCAGCGGAGAGUACUAAAAAUGGAGUGAAAUCCAUGUCAAAGGAUGUGAUUGCCGGUCAGCUGUUUCUGUUCUACAUUGCUGGCUAUGAGACGACAGCCUCUACAACAUCCUUUACUCUCUAUGAGCUCACCCAAAAUCCUGAGGUGAUGGAAAAAGCGAAGGAGGAUGUCCGCAGAGCUAUUGAAAAGCACGGUGGAAAGCUGACCUACGAUGCUAUCUCGGAUAUGAAGUACCUGGAGGCCUGUGUUCUCGAAACUGCUCGUAAAUACCCUGCUCUUCCACUGCUGAACAGAGUCUGCACUCAGGAUUAUCCCGUGCCCGAUAGCAAACUGGUGAUCAAGAAGGGCACACCCGUUGUAAUCUCCCUUAUCGGAAUGCAUCGAGAUGCCGAGUACUUCCCCGAUCCAAUGAGCUAUCAACCAGAACGCUAUUUGGACGAGAACAAGGACUUCAACCAAGCGGCUUUCAUGCCUUUUGGCGAGGGGCCUAGAAUGUGCAUUGGCGCCCGCAUGGGAAAGGUGAACGUUAAGAUAGCGAUUGCCAAGGUUUUGUCGAAUUUCGAUCUGGAGAUCCGCAAGGAAAAGAAAGAAAUCGAGUUUGGAGUCAAUGGAGUACCGUUGAUGCCGAAAUCAGGUGUUCCAGUGCGUCUUUCCCUAAAGAAGUAGUCCCUAGUCAAAUUAAACUAUGUAAAUCUUAUAAUAAACCUGCAAUACGUAUAGAAAAUAUGGACAA
This is a messenger RNA of Drosophila takahashii, 1663 nucleotides long. It is a transcript of the gene Cyp6d5, whose product is annotated as Cytochrome P450 6d5. Gene Ontology annotation, molecular function: heme binding; iron ion binding; oxidoreductase activity, acting on paired donors, with incorporation or reduction of molecular oxygen. NCBI's taxonomy places the organism in Eukaryota, Metazoa, Arthropoda, Insecta, Diptera, Drosophilidae. The record is from RefSeq and is a predicted model, not a curated record.